Didymosphaeria variabile is the source of this 879-nucleotide messenger RNA. It is a transcript of the gene SCS2, whose product is annotated as phosphatidylinositol-binding protein scs2. Gene Ontology annotation, cellular component: plasma membrane; endoplasmic reticulum membrane. NCBI's taxonomy places the organism in Eukaryota, Fungi, Ascomycota, Dothideomycetes, Pleosporales, Didymosphaeriaceae. Gene Ontology annotation, molecular function: FFAT motif binding. The record is from RefSeq and is a predicted model, not a curated record. The coding region runs from base 1 to 879 and encodes 292 amino acids. Gene Ontology annotation, biological process: endoplasmic reticulum membrane organization. The transcript has 6 exons.
AUGUCUGUCGAACUCGACCCGCCGGAGCUGGGCUUCAAGCGUCCCUUCCAACAGGAGGUCACGCAGACGCUCAAGCUGAGGAACAACCACUCGGACCCGGUGGCAUUCAAGGUCAAAACUACCGCUCCCAAGCAAUACUGCGUGCGACCAAACUCUGGCCGUAUUGAGCCAGGCGACCAUGUCGAAGUGUCAAUCCUCCUCCAGGCAAUGAAGGAAGACCCGCCACCAGAUGCGAAGUGCCGCGACAAGUUUCUCGUGCAGUCGGUUCUUGUUACUGCAGAUAAGGAGUUCACUAACGUUGCCUCCCUUUGGUCAAACAUCGAACAGACAGCCAAGUCCUCAAUCCAAGAGAAAAAGAUCAGGGUCAUCUUCCUCCCUGCCGACGGCAACAUUUCGACACCCCAGACCAACGGCGCCGCCUCCCACCGCGAGUCCUUGCUUUCGUCGCCCUCACCCGAGGCUGUCACGCCCCAGCGAGGUUCCACCGAGCAGCCCGUUGGAUCCGUUUCGCGCCCAGAAUCUCGUCCCGCGGAGAGCAAGAAUCUGGGAGAGGCUCGCGAAUCGGCUUACAACCCAGCCACUUCUUCUGGUGUAGCGGCUACCGUCAGUGCGGCCGCAGCGGGUGUAGCAAAUGCUAUCCCUACCACUUCCGAAGAACUUCAAGCCCAGCUCGCCGAUGCGAAAGCCACGAUCUCGAAUCUAAGGCAACAGCUCGAGACAUCUACGGGCCUGCGCCAGCGCAAGACCGAGCCCACGCGAGACUCCAAGGAACAGUUGCAAACUGCUGUGAGCACCCAGCAAGCGCCUGGCGGCGUACCCAUCCACAUUGCGGCCCUCCUGGCCCUGUUCAGCUUUCUUCUCGCGUAUUUCUUGUUCUGA